Chiloscyllium plagiosum (whitespotted bambooshark) is the source of this 744-nucleotide messenger RNA. RefSeq names its product nuclear factor of activated T-cells, cytoplasmic 3-like. Gene Ontology annotation, biological process: calcineurin-NFAT signaling cascade; regulation of transcription by RNA polymerase II; cytokine production. Gene Ontology annotation, molecular function: DNA-binding transcription factor activity, RNA polymerase II-specific; RNA polymerase II cis-regulatory region sequence-specific DNA binding; transcription factor binding. Gene Ontology annotation, cellular component: transcription regulator complex. NCBI's taxonomy places the organism in Eukaryota, Metazoa, Chordata, Chondrichthyes, Orectolobiformes, Hemiscylliidae. The record is from RefSeq and is a predicted model, not a curated record.
UGUGAAGGCAUCUUCUGGAGGUCAUCCAGUUGUUAAGCUUCAAGGUUACAAUGAAAAGCCAAUCAACCUGCGAUGUUCAUUGGUACUGCUGAUGACCACUAUUUAAGACCACAUGGAUUCUACCAAGUGCACAGAAUCACUGGCAAGACUGUUGCUACAGCUAGCCAAGAAAUUAUAUUUACCAGUACAAAGGUUCUUGAAAUUCCCCUUCUGCCUGAAAACAAUAUGACUGCCAGCAUUGACUGUGCAGGAAUUUUGAAACUACACAACUCUGAUAUUGAACUUCGCAAGGGUGAAACUGACAUUGGAAGAAAAAAUACAAGAGUUCGCCUUGUUUUCCAUGUGCAUAUCCCACAGCCCAAUGGAAAAGUUGUCUCACUGCAAGCAGCUUCCAUUCCUGUUGAAUGCUCUCAGCGUUCAGCUCAGGAACUUCCUCAGAUUGAAAAGUACAGCACCAAUUCAUGCUCGGUCAAUGGUGGAGAAGAAAUGAUCGUUAAUGGCUUCAAUUUUCUUCCGGAGUCUAAGAUUGUCUUCCUUGAAAAGGGCCCUCAAUGGGAGGUGGAAGGAAAAAUUAUCAGGGAGAAGUCACAAGGGGUUAAUCUUGUUGUUGAAGUCCCUCCAUACCAUAACAAAAAUUUUACGUCUGCAGUUCAAGUUCAGUUUUAUGUUUGCAAUGGCAAGAGAAAAAGAAGUCAGUCCCAGCGCUUUACUUACAUGCCAGUACCUCAUCAUUGCCUUCUUUAG